AUGGGCCCAGGCACCCCCAACUCCGGCACCACCUCCCUCUCCGCUCUUUCCACGACCGCCAUCAAAGACGGCCACACUGGCCAACCCCUCCCUCACAGCCGCCAUUCGCAUCACUCGCCCUCCGCAUCCACCACCUCCACCACCACCCUUGAGGCCGAACGCGCCGAUCGCAUCUCCCGGCUUGCCGGCCUUGAGCGCGUCGCCACCGCCCGCGCCGGCGGCCACUCCCAUCACCCCCAGCGCCACGUCCGCCGCCUCGCACCCGGGCUACUACUUCGAGGGCACCCCGACCCUGAAAGAACGCAGCACCGUCGGCAGCGCCAGCGCCACCGGGAGCGUUGGCGCCCGCACCACCUGGGCCAGCGGCAGCGACGCCUUCGACGCCGACAAGAUGAGCGAGGACCCCGACCCGGACGAUCGCGCCUCCAGCGUCGGCGACCUCAGCGACGAGGGCGAUGCGAGUCUGGUCGGCUUCGGCGAGGGCGCGAGCACUAUCAGCGGUCCGACGUCGUCCGCGGCGCAUCUGCAGCAGCAUCACCUUCAGCAUCAUCCCGGCUUGAACCGUAUGUCCUCGGGCUCCGGUCGGCCGGGUUCCUUUGGCGCCGUUGCGUUCUCCCCGGCUGGGUCGGUGACCCCCGAGCCUGGGGUGCAGGAUGCCAGAAUGGUCGAUGGGGUCACGUAUGA
This is a messenger RNA of Aspergillus terreus NIH2624, 684 nucleotides long. RefSeq lists its product as uncharacterized. The transcript has 2 exons. The record is from RefSeq and is a predicted model, not a curated record. Bases 1 to 684 code for a protein of 227 amino acids. NCBI's taxonomy places the organism in Eukaryota, Fungi, Ascomycota, Eurotiomycetes, Eurotiales, Aspergillaceae.